Messenger RNA from Colletotrichum graminicola M1.001, 405 nucleotides. Its product is annotated as alcohol dehydrogenase GroES-like domain-containing protein. The coding region runs from base 1 to 405 and encodes 134 amino acids. Gene Ontology annotation, biological process: cellular response to oxidative stress. The record is from RefSeq and is a predicted model, not a curated record. Gene Ontology annotation, molecular function: quinone reductase (NADPH) activity. Lineage: Eukaryota; Fungi; Ascomycota; Sordariomycetes; Glomerellales; Glomerellaceae. Gene Ontology annotation, cellular component: cytoplasm. The transcript has a single exon.
AUGGCCACCCAUCUUGCCGCAAUCACUCUCGAAAAGGGCACGCACUUCUUGGUCCAGAGUCGUCAAACGCCAAAGCCAGGCCCAGACGAGCUUCUUAUUGAGGUCAAGGCUGUAGCUCUCAACCCCGCAGAUCACUUGAUCCGUGACCAAGGCCUUUUCAUAUCCACCUAUCCUACGGUCAUCGGCUUCGACAUCUCAGGACUAGUUCUAGAGGUCGGUGCAAACGUCCCCAGCAAACCUGGUCAUGAGGGCUCAGGCCUAUUCUUCCAACCAGGCAUCACCCGUGUGGCCGCAUUUGCCGCUUCCUUCUGGAAGUCUUAUGGGCCUGACUACGGCGCUUUCCAGGAGCAAUGCCUGGUGCCAUGGCAGCACGCCGUGCCUAUCACAACUGAAAGUAUUUCCUAA